Molecule: messenger RNA, 1504 nt
Organism: Suillus bovinus
Lineage: Eukaryota; Fungi; Basidiomycota; Agaricomycetes; Boletales; Suillaceae
Exons: 9
Coding region: 108-1205 (365 amino acids)
Molecular function (GO): oxidoreductase activity, acting on the CH-CH group of donors, NAD or NADP as acceptor
Source: RefSeq, a predicted model, not a curated record
GUACGGUCGGAAUAUCGUAAUUCUGAGCGACCGGACUACAUGUGGACUGAUUUAUAAGGACCUGCGUUGAUACAUAACUUCCGAUGUGACGCAAUUAACAGCUCACCAUGUUCCCCAAUACCUUUACCCAGAUCGUCCUUCGUGAACGUCCUGUCGCUGACAUUCUCCCAGACACGUUCGAGUCCAAGACGAAGGCGUUCGACGAACUCCAUGUCGGCCAGAAUCAAGCUCUAGUUCAAGUCACGUACCUUUCACUGGACCCUGCCAUGCGUGGGUGGAUCAGAGACACGCGAAGUUAUCUCCCACCAGUGAAAAUUGGGGAAGUGAUGCGCUCGGGUGGGCUUGGUGUCGUAGUGAGCGUAGGCGAGGGGAGCAAGUUCCGAAAGGGAGACCUGGUCUAUGGAAUGUUUGGUGCGUCUGCGCGAACUUUGGUUCUUUUUCCCAGCCUCGUCCUCAUGCUAUGUGCAGGAUGGACAGAGUAUGCAGUUGCGAAUGACAAGUCAAUGGAGAAAAUCUCGCCACCUCCGGGAGCGACCUCCUUGGACUUUUUGAACACUCUGGGCAUGACAGGCAUGACCGCAUACUUUGGCCUUCACCACGUCGGUCAGCUGAAAGCUGGUGAAACACUAGUAGUAUCUGGUGCUGCUGGUGCAGUCGGUUCCCUCGUCUGCCAGCUCGGAAAGAAGGCCGGCGCACGUGUGAUUGGCAUCGCAGGUACACCGGACAAAUGCUCCUGGCUCGAGGGCGACUUGGGCGUAGACAAAGCGCUCAACUACAAGAGCCCUACUUUCCGUCAAGAUUUUGUGGAGGCUGUUGGGUAUUUGGACGUGUACUUUGACAACGUCGGAGGCGAGAUACUUGAAUUAGCACUCUCGAGGUUGAAUCGACAUGCGAGGAUUGUUUUGUGUGGGGGUAUAUCCGCCUAUAACGAUCCACAACCGAAAGGUAUCAAGGGGCAUCUGAACAUAGUCUCACAACGUGCCAAAAUGCAAGGUUUCGUCGUUUUCGAUUAUGCCGAGCAGUACGCGGUGGCCGUCAAGGAGAUAGCAGCUGGACUUGCUGAUGGAUCGAUCAAAAGCAAGUUUCACAUCGUCGAAGGUCUUCAAAAUGCUCCGAGCGCGCUGCCUAUGCUCUACUCUGGGGCGAAUGUAGGAAAGCUAGUUGUUAAAGUUUCGGAUGAGCCUUCUAUCAGUUCGAAGCUGUAGAUUCUUGGGAUUCCUCCGUUUGAGACCCUGUUUUACAUUUUACGCUCGGCUACAGAGGUGAACCAAACUAUCUAUAGGAUAGGCUAAUUUUAUUAGUAUUUGUUGGUAUCUUGUAUACUGGUACUAGCGCCCGGAAUUGCAGUUGUCCUGCCACUACUCGCUAAGAUAUGCUAGGCGUAGCAACAGACUAACUUGAUAGACACGAACUUUCUGAUAGGCGCAGGUUUCGGCAGUUUCAUUGCACACCUGAUCCCACACUGCGCGUUGCACUAGCAUCUGAAACCCGGAUAUCUCAAAAA